Messenger RNA from Bursaphelenchus xylophilus (pine wood nematode), 9431 nucleotides. The record is from the annotation of a GenBank genome assembly. NCBI's taxonomy places the organism in Eukaryota, Metazoa, Nematoda, Chromadorea, Rhabditida, Aphelenchoididae.
AUGGAUGUGGCCAAUGCUGGGAUGCAUCUGCUGGGUGCCCGGAGGGCCCCAAUGAAUCAGGUUUGACAAGAAAAAAACUUUGUUACUCUUGGGGGUAAUGCUGUUGGAAAUGCUCGAAGUUAGACGCUCAGAUUUUCUUUAAAUUUCGGUCAUGGGUAAUGUCUCUGCCGCACACAAAUUCCUGGAAAUUUGAGCUCACUGCUAGCAGAGGCAGCCAAGAUAUUCAACGACCUUUGCUGACGAGAGAGUAGGCGAAAUACGGAGGGCGGUCAGAGAGGAAAACACUUUUUGGCCGUUCCUUUUUCAAUUUCGCACUGAAAAAAAAAAUAUUUUUUGUAGAAGUGUUGUCAUCUGCAAUAGAAAUGAAGCUGAAAAUUUUCAUUUCAAAAAUUCGAAAAAAAAUCCAAAUUUCCCAGAACUUUCAGACAAAAAAUCUCGAUUAUUACUGCAAAGUACCGACUAGCAAUCUCGGAUACGACUUUGAACGAAAUAAUCUAAAUUUUUUUCAAUUUUCAUCGAAAUCUUUAUGUCGCACUACGAGCACUUCCCCUGUAAAAAAAUAUUGGAAUCUUAAAGAAUAUCAGGCUGUCGGGAAAAUAAUGAGCACUCUGUCGCAUCGAAAAUCGCAAAAAAAGGAUCUUCUCGUGGCAAAAUCAAAUUGCUUUUCAUUUCAGCGAUGCAAUUGGCGCACCGAAAUUUCGCUCAUUAUUUUCCCGACGGACUGAUAUUUUGAUUUCUUCACUUUUUUCUGGCAAAGUUCCGUAUUUUACAUUUUUUUCAGGACGAAUUCGACACCAAAUUCAACUACCUAAAGUCCUCCAAAUAUCAUCGCUACUCCGAGGACGGCCCAGCUGCUGAUUUUUGCAUUUGUUGCCGACUAAAUGUCAGAUCGCCGCGUCGCGGGUUCUCCGCCAACGAACCAGUCAUCUACGAUCCGAAUUUAACCCCAUUAAGACAGCUACUAAACAUUCUCGAAACAUACAUACCAAUUUUCUAUUGGGUCCCCAAAUACGACCUAAAUAAGGAUUUUAUCGGAGAUCUGUACAGCGGAGUUUGUUUGGGACUGUUGAGUUUGGCGCAAGGUGAGUUGCAACGAUCUUUAUGGGAGGCUUUGAUUUUUAGGGCUGGCAUUUUCAUUUCUAUCCGGACUGCCGCCAGUUUGCGGACUGUAUACAACAGGAAUUGCGGCGUUUGUCUAUGUCAUCACUGGAACAUCACCGUUCAGCUUUUUGGGUAAGAUUUGGGAAGGCCAGCUGCUUUGAACAAAUGGAAAACUUGGUCAGAGCUUUACACUUUUUAAGGCUUUUUUGGGCUGUAGCUCGCAUCUUGACCUUUACAAGUUUGGCUGUAACGCGCAAAAUUUAUCUAAAUUCUGACUACGUUAGAGCAAAAAAAAAUUAUUAAAAAAUCGUUUGUUUCAGCGAGUGUAAGCCAAAAAUUACGCUGCGCUUUUAUCAAUAACCUUUUUUGGGCUGCCGCUCGCAUUAUGACUUUUUUCUACGCAAACGUCGAAAAUCGCUCCAGCGACUUUAUAGAACAUAAUAGUGUCAAAAAGUUUUGCACUGACCAAAAAAUCGGCACAGCAGUGCUCACUAUUUUUUCGACAGACUGAUACUAUAAAUUCCGAGUCCUCAUGAUUUCGCUUUUCCGAAUUUUGUCCGUGGCAUAGAGAUAGAGAGAAUGCAAUUACUCUUUGUUUCAGGUACAAAUGCAAUUAUCUGUUACUUCUUCCGCAAUGUUUUGGAGCGAUUUUCCACUCCGCAGGACUACAUUUAUCUGAUGGAUGAGAAAAGCGAGAUUUACAAGAAGCUCCUGGAUGGCAGUGAGCAAUUGGGAUAUGCAUCGGCUUUGACGUUGCUUACAGCUGGCUUUCAGGUAAAUAGAUCCAAUACGACAGCGACUACAAUGGAACCUUUGUACAACAAAUUCCCACAUAGUAAAACCUGCCUAUAACGGACGCUUUCAGCGGUCGUUAAAGUCAAUUUUAGGGCAAAAGAACCUUCGUGGAACAAAAUCCUUCUAUAGCAAACAAUUUUUCGGUCCUUCGUUAUGCCGAAAUAUAACUGUAUCCCAUAAAAAUACCCAUUUUCAGGCCGCAAUUUAUAUGUUUCGAGUGGAAUUUCUCUUCUCUUAUGUCUCCAAGCACGUCGUUGGAGGGAUUUGUUUCGGGACUGCAGUGAGAAUUGUCUUAAGUCAACUACAACAUAUCCUACAUGUCCGAGGAAAUCAAUGUGUCUCUGAGUUUUCGGCAACAGUAAGACUACCAAAUGUCAUCAAAUUUUUGGGUUUUCAGCUCUCUCUGAUCGCGUCAAAAACAAUGCCGCCCACUUUUACACAAUGCACAUUCUUGUCAGCAUACAAAUCGCUGCAUUCCAACAGGACACUAAAGGUGUUUCCGCUGCUGUUUGGAGAGGGCAACGGAGGUGCGAAUUUCACGGCACCGCCCGGAGUAAGUCGUGUUUUGUUGGCGUACUUGGGCUAAUUUUUUUUGGAGCGAGAUUUGAAUUGCAACGCUGACCUAUAGCGCAACUUUUUUAUGUCCCGCUAUAUAAGAUAAACAAGUUUUUAGUCUAAAAUUUGUAAAGAUCCACGAUUUUUUGGUAAGCGCUUGCGUUAAAAAUUUUAACUUGUUUUUUACCGGAGACGGCAACCUUUCUACAAAGAGGCGUUUUUGCUUUGACUCACAGGGGAAGUAUGUCAGCUACGACGCUCAGAUUUUGACGGAACUUGGCUAAAUUUACAUAAGUAUUUUUUAAGACAUAUAAUACGAGACUCGCGUUCUGCAGAAAGUCCAAGAUUUUUAGGUGGAAAGCUGGCCAAAAAAUUACAUUAUUUUUGCGAGUGUUGGCAUAGAAAGUUGCAUACCUCUUUCUGCCGAAGCGCAAAACUCUCUGAGGUACUGCUGAAAAAUGUUUUUUCUUUCUGACCGCUCUCUGCAUUUCGCGUACUCUCUCUGCAGCAAAGAUCGUUAAAUUUCUCGGCUACAUCUGCAAAGCGAGAGCUAAAAUUUUCAGGAUUUAAUAUAUGGUUUAUGCCCGAAGCGUGAACAAAAUUUUAAAAAAUGAAAGAGCUUUGAGCGUUGAAUAUUAUAGGAUAUUACUUUUUCAAUCACCCUUUUUUCAGUGCGUCCUCUCCGUCUGGGACUGUUUCCGGUUUCUGAACAUCUACACCCUGGCCUUUAGCGUCUGCUCAUUUUUGAUGUUGGUUUUUAUCCGCCAAAUUGUUGGCCCAAUCGUCCAAAACCACGUCAAUUUCCCAGUUCCGUUUGAAUUCGUUUUGGUAAGUCAAUUUUACCACAGCAAUUUCAUCAAGAAUUAUCCUCUAUUUUUAGAUGAUGAUAACAAGCUUCAUUGCCUACGGCUUUGAUAUGCAGUACAAUUACAAUGUAGAGGUUAUCAAGCAUUUUGGAACGGGAUGGAAUUUUGUUGGUUUGCCGUCGUAUCAGCAAUUUCAUGAUGUGUUCUACGAUGCGUUCGCGUUGGCAUUGCCCGUGUAUGCGAUGCACUAUUACGCGGCAAGUGAGAUGAGUCGGAUCUGCAAGUAUCGGAUGGAUAGUCGGCAGGUAGGAACUUUCAGUGUUUUUUUUUGUAAACUCUGUGUAGAAAAACCGUUUUUUUGUUAAAUUUGUCACAAAAUUAGUGAAAGGAUUACAGACAUCGCAAAAUUUUGGGUAAUUUUCAGAACUUUAGCGUUAUACGAUAUCAAUUUAUGAAAUUAAUGUUUCAAGAAAAGGGUCCCAAAUGCUAUAAUUUUCUGCAGACUUUGGAUACAGAAAGUGCAUAGACCGCAUAUUGAUUCUUAAAAGUCUUAGCUGGCGCUUUCCAGGUGCAGCCGAGAUAUUCAACAAGCUCUGUGGCCGAGAGAGAAUUCGGAACACAGAGCGGUCACAAAGAAAAAUACUUUUUGCCUAUUUUUUUUGAAAAUGUUUACAUAUUGGACUAAAAAUCUCAGUUGUUUCUGCAAAGCGCAAGCUAGGAGUCGCGAAUAUCCUUUAAUAAACGUCAUACGGAAGUUAUGUCACCUUUACCAAAGGCUUAGUAGCACUUGGAGAACUUUUCCUGUCAGGGAAUUUUCGACCUUCUGCCGAACUUCUAGAAUUCGCCAAUACUCGUUAGCUUCUUAAAAGUCAAAAUCAACUAUCUUCAGGAAUUAAUGGCGCUAAUUGUCUCCAGUGGAAUCGUCAGCUUGCUCGGCGGUCAUCCUCCAAGCCAGUCGAUAAAUCGCAAUCGAAUUGGGUUGGAUGCGGGCGCUUGCACUAUUGUAAGUCGCAUUAAGCGUCUGUCUACAGUUUUCUGAUAUAUCAAGGCUAUGAUUUUCAUGACAAUAAUGACGAUUUUUCUAGUUCACCAACAUUUUCAUUGUUUUCUUUAUCAUCCCCAUGGUAUUUUGGGCGAAAUAUUUGUUCGGCUUCAUUCCUGUGGUAAGUUCAAAGUUCUGCACAUAAAUCAGCACGUUUAGGAUGCAAUGCAACAGAACAAUGAUAUAAAUUUCAAAUUUCAGUGUGUUUUCUCGGCAAUCAUCGUCCAUAGCAUGGGCGAAUACCUCAAAGAGCCGAGGCAUUUCUCCCUUCUCUGGGCUGUCUCCAAACUUGAUGCGGUAGGUCUUUGCCUACUUUUCUUUGUGCUGUGAGGCCUUGAAGCCACUGGAUCUUCUAAAACAAGCUUGCAAAUGAUUUUAGAAGAUCCCAAGAGGGAAUUUUAUCAGUCUGUCGGGAAAAUAAUGUGGAUUAGUCGCGCCUUGGAAUCAACUGUCACCGCUUUGUGACGGCUAGCCGCGGCUGACUAUGAGGAUUUGUUGUGUGACUUCUACAGGGCGAGUUUACCGCGACAAAUCCACAUUAUUUUCCCGACCGAAGGGUAUAACGAGCUCUCUCGAAGCGGAACUCUUCUAUUCACAACUACUAGAGGUGCAAAUCGGGCCAGGCCAAAAAUCCCGGCCCGAUUGCCAUUUCUAUAAUAUUUACAACACAUACAGUCAAACCAUGUACAAUAAGUUUCAAAAAACCAGAAAAAUUAUUUGUGAUGGAAGGGUUUCGCUGUAUGUAUAAUAGAUUCAUCUUCUUCCAAAACUGACUUUUGGCGCCUAUCAGUCUGUCGGGAAAAUAAUGAGCAAAAUUUUGCAACGACGAUUGUGUCGCUGAAGUGAAAAUUAAUUUGAUUUUGCCGCGACACAAUUCAUUUCGUCGAUGAUUUUCGAUGCGACAAAGUCCCCAUUAUUUUCCCGACAGAUUGCUGUGAAGUUAUUUGCAUUGCCAUACGGAGAUUCAUAAUUUUUUUGCUUUUUACAAUUCGCUUUCUCGAGCAUGUAAAUAUCAAAAUUUUGUGCUCAUCAUCAGAUCAAAUUUACUGUAUUUCCAGUGUACCUUUCUGUUUUCAUCGCUCAGCGCAAUCUUUUGCCGAAGUUGUUCGGACGCGCUGAUUUAUUCGACUGGAUUUGGACUACUCACUAUUAUUUUUAGAGCUCAAUGGUAAUCUUUAUAUCAAAACCAAGCCAUAUAUUUUGUAAAAUACGUUGUUUUGAUUUUUACAGUCAUCUAAGAAGUGACAAAUCAAAAAAAAAAAUACAAAAAAACUUAAGAAGAAUAGCUCUUUUCAGGCCAAAAUUCCAGCACCUGGUCAACGUGACCGGCUCCGGGACCUACUACGCCGAGCGGAAUUGCUAUGGCUCGGAUCUGCUGGAAGAAUCGGGCGUUGCGAUUGUCCGUUUCGAAGCCGCAUUACUCUUUCAUAAUGUUCAACAGUUCCGGAGAGACAUUGCUUUCGCCUGCUCUCAGAUCAAAGGGUAUAACUUUGAAUCAAAAUAUAUAACACAACAAUUAAUCUCGCUUGCAGUCUUUUGUCUCACCACGAAAAUGGAAAGGAGUUUGGCAUUCUGCAAAAUAAAAGAAUUUCCAAAGAAUAUUUUUUUUAUAAAAACCAUUUUCUCGCCUUCCAAGUCCCGUUUCCUAGCCAAAAGUUCCUUUAGCCGUCGGCAAGUUGCCAAAUGACAUGGGUAUGAACCACCAAAGUCUUAAUUAUUACAUAAAGACACUAUAAUUGAUAAAAUAUAUAAAUCUUCAUGACUUUUUUAUAUUUAUUUUUCCCAUUUGCAGAAUGCCAAAAAGUGCCAAAAAGCCGGGAACUGAUUUUUGUUAUGGGGAAAGAUUGAUGUAUAACUCCUCAGCCGAGUAGUAAAUGUGCCGCGAUUUUUUGCAUACUGUUUGAUAAGAAUGUGUCAAUGUUGACUUCCAAGUUUCAUGCGAUUUUUCGUUAUUAUAAGUCGGUUAGACCACGGUAAAGAUUGCAAUUGUUGAAUACUUAAGGUGGCUAUAUCUUGCAAACGGUAAAAACUGCAAAAAUUAUUUUAGGUGGUGCAGAUAGAGUUCUAUUCCCUCCUUCUUAUUUACUAUUCAUCCAAUCACCCGAUGUCCUCAAAAGUGAGAGGCGAUAAUAUUUGUUGGACCGUGUUUUUGUAACGAAGUGUUCAAAAAUUUCAAUCAAUAAUUGAGACGAUUAGCUAAAAAAGCGCUUUUCAAUUGGGAUUAAUUGUUGUGUAACGUUUACGGAAAACAAAGAUGAUUUUUGCUGUUUUUAGCCAACUUCUCGGCCCCGGAAUUGGCACUCGAACCGGCAGCAUGAAGAGCAAUAAUGCGCUGUCGGUGAAGGACGUUCAAAUGAGGUCGACGUUGCUGAUCAGUGGGGAUGUUGUUGUGAGUUUUGAUGAAAUUAUUUUGGCAACGGAGGGUCCUAAAUGCGACGCUCAGAUUUUUUAAUCACAUCAGCGACAUUGUGUCGAUUAUUUUUUAACGACAGACUGAUAUCUCAAAAAACUCAUCGUUAGGAUCAGAGAUUGCCACGGCUCCGGAGCCGGCUCUUGGCUCCGGCUCUGAGCGGCUCCGGCUCCGAGCCGCGAGCCAGAGCCGGAGCCGGAAAUUUUGGAUGCGGCUCCGGCUCCUGACCCCAAAGUCGGAGCCAGGCUUCACAGCGUUCAGAAAAGUAAAAAUUUCGUGAUCUUGUUAAACCAAUUUGCUUGAAAAAUACUGGGAAGAAUGUGUUGCAUACGACUUGGCUGCAAAAACGUUGGCUGUUUGACCAGAGGGCACUAAUAACUUUUAUUUUCGAAAAAAUAUUUUAAAAAGAAAUUUUGCAUAGGAGCCGGGAUUCGGGGCCGGAGACCUUUUUAAAUUUUGCACGGAGCCGGAGCCGCAGCUGCAAAUUCGGCCUUGGAUCCGGCUCUGGGAGCUAAAAGCCGGAGCCGGAGUCAAAAUUUUGACCGUGCAAUCUCUGGUUAGGAUGACCUAUUCACAUUAGCUUACAGGGGAAAGGUCCUAAAUGUGACGCUCAGAUUUUGAUGAAAUUUGGCACAGAUUUAGAUUAAUAUUUUCUAACAAAAAGAAGAGAGACUUAUGCAAGAUUUGAAGCCAUCAUUUUGCAGAAACGACUGAGAUUUUUAGGCCAAGAGAUGGUAAAAAUGGAAACGUUUUUUUUUCGAAUUUUGGCAUAAAAAGUUAGGAAAGAGUUCCCCAGAUUCGCCACAACCUCAAAAAAAAAUGAAAAUUCAGCGCCAACUGCACAGAGGAAACAAAAAUAGAAGCCUGAGCCUAGGUACUAAUCUAAGCCUAGGCUAACAGGGAAAGUUCUCCAAGUGCGACACUCAGAUUUUGAUGAAACUUGGCACGGAUUUAGGACAAUUUUUUCUAAAAUACAUGCGAGAAUCCUAGCUCGCGCUUUGCAGAAACAAACAAGAUUUUUAGGUCGAAAUUUGGAUAUAACGUGACACUUUUUUGCGAAUUUUGGCGCGAAAAGUUUUAUAGCCGUUUUUACUGUAGAGGGUAAUGUUUCCACAUAAAAUCAAUUUUUUCCGCCCAAAACUGGCAAAGAUUUGGCCAAAAAGAGUUUUUCUCUGACCGCCCUCCCUUUUUCGUGCGCUCUCUCGGCCACGAAUAGUAUCAUACCUAUUUCCACUCUAAAGGGUUAUAUUUCUACAAAAAACCAAUUUUUCCCCGCGCAAAAUUGGCAAAGAUACGGCCCAAAAGGCGCUUCUCUCUGACCGCUCUCCUUGUUUUGUGUGCUUUCUCGGCCGCCAAAUAUUGUUGAAUAUCUCGGCUGCGCUUGCAAAACAUGAGCUAAAAUUUUCAGGAAUUUAUACGUGGUCUAUACCCAAUUUAUCUGCAAAAUUCAAAGACUCUCUAUGCGUCGCAGUUGAAACCCGAUUAUUUUUUUCUUUAUUAACCUAAACCUUGCUUUUCAGCCAAAUUUCGACGCUCCAGGCACUUCAAUGCAAAAAGUCUGCAUUAUCGACUUCUCAUCGGUGCCGACGAUCGACACCGCCGGCUUGGAAGCCAUGCGCGACGUUUUUGAGCAAAUGGCCGAACAAAAAGUUCGCAUCCUUUAUGCGGCGGUAAACGCGACAAUUCGGCAUCGUUUCAAGAUGUGCGAAGGCUUCGAGGUCGUCCCAAAACAUUACUUUUUCCCGUCCGUUCAUGAUGCUGUUCUUUGCGCCCAACAAAUGGGGGGAAUUGUGGCACCAAGUGUUCAUAUGAGGUGAGGAGAAAAAAUAGGAAAUUUUUGCUUGGAAAAAUCGAAAUUUUAGAGUGAAAAUUUUGGAAAAAUCUUGGGAAAAUCAUGAUCCAGCAAUUUGAAGGCAAAUUUUAGGAGUUUCAGUCAAAAUUCAGCCGGUUUUUUAAAUGUUUAUGAAAAAAAAUCACACAAAAUUUUUAGAAAAAGUUAAAAAAAUGUAUUUUUUGAUUUCCAAAAUGUCCCAAGAAUAUUUAUAAGCCCUUUUUAAACAAAAUUGGACUUGUUCAAGUAUUACUUGACCAAAAAAACGUCAAAAAUGUGUUUUUCAAGUUCCAAAAUGACCUAAAAAUAUUUUUUUUGACCAAAACCGGACUUAUUGUAGUAUAUUUUUACCAAUUUUAGUCUUCCUCUUUCAAAUAGUAGUCUCAAAAGCGCAUAAAAUCUCUUUUUCUUCUCUCCUCUCUGCCCUUUGCUCGCCCGAAAAAACGAAAGAGCUUUUCCCGCCGAAUGCGAACAGCGGUUCCAUGGUGUAGCGGUUAGCACUCAGGACUUUGAAUCCUGCGACCCGAGUUCGAAUCUCGGUGGGACCUAAGCGUAAACUUUUUGUUUUUUUUUAUAAAUUUAAGGGUGUAAUAGUGUAAAUUAUUGUAUAAUUUUAAUUUUUACAUCUUGGUUAGUAAAUUUACUUGGCUUUGAAGUAGGAAAACAAGAUUUUUUGAGCAAAAACGGUUAAAAAAUUGCAUUUUUAGUGUGUCAAUGAAUGGCUAUCGAGAUUUGAUCGCGUUAUCGAGUGCCACAUCUCAUCACGACAUGCUCAAUCGAUCUCCCCAACCGCAGCAGCAGGACAAUCCAAAUGCGGACAAUUUGUCCGCAGGAACUCGGAACUCUUUCUCGGAACAGCGAAUUACACCGCCAUUAACUUUGAAAUUAUAA